Messenger RNA from Penicillium angulare, 384 nucleotides. RefSeq lists its product as uncharacterized. The transcript has a single exon. NCBI's taxonomy places the organism in Eukaryota, Fungi, Ascomycota, Eurotiomycetes, Eurotiales, Aspergillaceae. The record is from RefSeq and is a predicted model, not a curated record. The coding region runs from base 1 to 384 and encodes 127 amino acids.
AUGCAUUUCACCGGUAUCUCCGCCAUUGCCAUCGCUGUACUUUCCUCUACCGGCCUAGCUGCUCCAGCCUACGAAGUAUGGCCCCCGGCCGCGACCAUCCAAAUUUCCAAUGAUCAUUCUGGCGCCCAUGCCAACGUCGCCGUUCCAGCUGAUGGCGUUACACGAUCUGUCCAAGAGCUUUGGGGCCAUACUCCAGUCAACUUCGAAGGCAAGGUUUUCGGUUCGAGCGCUCAGCUCAUCGCUUUUGAACAGACGACAGUCUGCACUUUCUCUGAAGAGCCCCAUCUGCAUUCAGCCUUGACUGCUAGCCGAAACUGGAUUCAGCUAGGCAAGCCUGUGGUUGAUCUAUGCUUUGCCACCGUUGUUUGCGAAAGAAACGCAUAA